AUGAGAAAAAAAUAAGAUUGACGUUUUCACAGCCGACGAUGAAUCGAAUAACUCGUGUUAACUUUCUCGCGAUCUUGGCGUCGUCGCUGACGAAAUUGACAUUGAUCCAGUCUCGUGGAUCCCUGAGAAAGAAGGGCGGAAAAGAAGAGGAGAGAAGAAGAAGAGAUCGGUUGACAUUGAUCGUUUGCGGUGGUAGUCGGAUGGUCGUAUUGCGCCAUCGUCAUGAUGAGACGAAGAUACUUACAUACAACAUACUUACUUACUUACAUAUCGUCUACGUAGAAACCUUUUCGCGUCUCAUACGAAACAAGAGAGUCGAGGAUGAGUGAGUGCGCAGGUGAGACGACGCCGACCGGGUGAUUUAAAAGCUGUCACAUGCAACAUCUGCCAAUGCAAACGCACCACUCAAGGCUGUCGAUCCCCACUUACAGCCAUGCUUCAUUAGUUAUAAUUUAGUAUAAAACGGCAAAACUUCGACGACACCUUUAAUACCUUUUCACACCUGGCAUAAGUACGUAAACACUGCGUCACAGUCCGUGCCCUACGCGAAACGCACCGAAUCCACGCGUACCGAACAUAUAUCGCGUAAAUUUACUAUAUACGUUCGAUCUAGAUCUUAAUCAGAAAUAAUUAUGAAUUGUCACGCGAUAAUACCACGUAAAAUCAUGCUCCUGCUUUUUCUACACUCUUGUGUUUACGCCCUCCCACGCGUGGUGUUGCAGAAAGAUAGAAGCACUUUGUCUACUACAGCGAACGUUCAGAUGCACGUCGAUGGAAGGAACACCGGCUUUAGUGGUCUAUCGAUAAUAGACGAUAUGUCUUACAUAGACUACGAUCCAUCGAAUAAAAUCCCGUCGAAAAGGCCAAACGUCUGCAACGACUGUGUUUGCGGGAUCGGUAGAAAGACAAGAAUCGUAGGUGGAAACAAAACCAGUGUUUUUGAAUAUCCUUGGUUGGUUAGUAUGAGCAAACAGGGUAUAUUCUAUUGCGCUGGAAGUUUGAUAACACGAAGACACAUACUUACAGCUGCCCAUUGCUUGGAAGGAUUCGAGACGAAGAGUAUCAAACUAGUGAUAGCUGAUAGUGAUCGAACGAAACUCGCUUCUACUGCCAUAGUUCGUCGUAUAAAAUCUGUAACUAUUCACGAAGAAUUUCAUACUUAUAAUUUUAACAAUGACAUUGCUAUUAUAGAAAUGGAUCGACCAGUUUCGUUAGAUAGUAUCGUUCGAACGGCUUGUUUGCCUGAGGACAAAGCCAUAGAUUAUACUGGUGCCAUGGCUACUGUGGUUGGUUGGGGACGUACUGGUGAAAAUAAACCGGUCAGCGACGAAUUACGUAAAGUUAAUGUUCCAAUAUUGUCUCAGGAAGAAUGUGAUCAAGCUGGAUAUCAAAAGAAUCGUCUUACCGAUAAUAUGUUUUGCGCUGGAUAUCUCGAUGGGAAACGUGACGCGUGUUUCGGUGACAGUGGAGGUCCUCUUCACGUCAAAGGAUCUUAUGGCCAUUUGGAAAUAAUCGGUAUAAUAUCUUGGGGUCGUGGUUGCGCGAGACCAAAUUUUCCUGGAAUAUAUACAAAACUAAACAAUUACAUGGGUUGGCUGAAGGAUCAUCUUGGUAACGAAUGUGUAUGUCCACCUCCGCAUUCUCUUAGGAUAUAUUCCAAAGAAUAUUUUGUGCUACAAAAGAUGAACUUCCGUUUGUUGAAGUUCAAGAUCUUGAUCCUCCUUCUCGUUAUGCUAAAGGAAUUAUACGCUAAAAGUUUUGACCUUGAAUCUUCGACGUUGAACAAAACCCAAUCUAAUAAUCGUACUGGCAAAUUUCUGUUCGAUGAAUUAUUUGGCAUUGAUAUCACUGGUGGUGCCGAUGACGAUGAAAAGCUUCGAAAUUGUACAUGUGAAUGUGGUAUAACUAAUAAAGAAAAUCGUAUCGUUGGUGGACGACCAACGAUACCAAACAGAUACCCAUGGAUCGCUCGCUUGGUUUACGAUGGACGCUUUCAUUGUGGCGCUAGUCUAAUUAACAAUGAUUAUGUUAUUACAGCUGCUCACUGUGUACGAAAUUUAAAACGAUCGAAAAUUCGUGUAGUACUCGGUGAUUACGAUCAAUAUGUAAAUACCGAUGGUGUUGCUAUAAUGAGGGCAGUUAGUUCCGUGAUACGUCAUCGAAAUUUUGAUAUGAAUUCUUACAAUCAUGAUGUGGCUUUGCUAAAGCUUCGUAAGCCCGUCAAAUUUUCCAAAACUGUUAGACCUGUUUGUCUACCUCAAGCUGAAUCUGAUCCUGCUGGCAAAGAAGGAACUGUCAUUGGAUGGGGACGUACAUCAGAAGGAGGUAUGUUGCCAGGAAAGGUUCAUGAAGUGCAAGUACCUGUAUGGAGUUUGACACAGUGUCGGAAAAUGAAAUAUCGUGCAAAUAGGAUCACUAAUAACAUGAUAUGUGCUGGCAAAGGUACUCAGGAUUCUUGCCAAGGUGACAGCGGUGGACCUCUUCUUGUACACGAAGGUGACAGAUUGGAAAUAGCAGGUAUAGUUUCUUGGGGCGUUGGUUGUGGUAGACCCGGAUAUCCUGGAGUUUAUACUCGAGUUACUAGAUAUUUAAACUGGAUCAACACAAAUAUAAAGGAAAGCUGUCUGUGUGUUAAUUAAUAUAUUCUACCUCGAUUACAUUACGACAGAAUAUUUUGAAGCUUCCAUUUUGACGAGAUAGAGAUGAUAGUUAAGCAAGGAAAGUUUUAAAGAUGGUAGAAUGACACAAAUUUAUCUGUCGUAUGUAGAAAGACGAACGAUUUAAAAAGUUUCUCUGUGUGGACUUCACACGUACUUAUUACGUUAGAAUCGUACGGUACAGUGGUCAAACGUUCGUGGAAUAAUACUGUCGCAUAACGGUUUAUUGUCGAAUCGGAAUGCUUAUCGUUCGGUGUCGAUUACAAUAAGAAAAAGAAAUAACGUUGAUACAAAUUGUACGAUGACGUUAAAAAUUAUUAACGAUAGAAAGAUAUAAUUUAUUAAAUUAUUUAUAAAAUAUCAUGUUUGCAUAUUAAAUUUUCUACUCUUGAUGAAUAGAUACAUAUUAAAUCGAAUUUUGAGAAAAAAAUUGAUUUUUUUAUUAAACUUUGAUAGGAACUUGUUAAAACAUCCCUAUUUCGAAUAAAAUGACUUCGUACCGCAGGGUAACUUACAAACGACACAGGAUGACGUACAAAGUAUUUACGUAUGCAUGCGCUUAUAGUGAGAUCAAAAAGAAGUCGCGUAAACAACUUCCUCCAUUCCACGCGCAGAAAUCUGCAUAAUACGUCCUUUCGAGGCAGCUUUUUGGGUUGCCUCGAUGAAAUACGGUUCCCGAGAGAGAUCCAGCCCAUUCGUAAGCCUGUUUAUAAGCCAUUUCAGAGGGUGAACAGGCGAAAAAGUUUAUGGCG
Messenger RNA from Vespula vulgaris, 3409 nucleotides. Its product is annotated as transmembrane protease serine 9-like. The record is from RefSeq and is a predicted model, not a curated record. Gene Ontology annotation, biological process: proteolysis. Gene Ontology annotation, molecular function: serine-type endopeptidase activity. The transcript is spliced from 13 exons. Bases 633 to 2639 code for a protein of 668 amino acids. NCBI's taxonomy places the organism in Eukaryota, Metazoa, Arthropoda, Insecta, Hymenoptera, Vespidae.